AGUGACGAAGUUCUAAAAGGUACUGCAUCGCGUCAAUAUUCAAACGCGUGUGCACGGUGUACGCGUGACGAUGUCGGCCACUCGCUACCGUCGCUUCCUCAAGCUGUGCGAGGAAUGGCCCCGGGACGAGAGCAAGAAAGGCCGAGAUUUGGGAACGUUUCUUCGGCAACGAGUGGCAGCCGCCUUUCGCGAGGGUGAAAACACACAGAUCCCAGACCCAGAGAAGUGCGAUCAGACUUACGAAAGUCUGGCAAGAAUUAAUGCCAACACGUACAAACAGCGAUUUCCUCGCGUGAGAGACACAAGCUUCACUGGAGUCACAGUAGAAGAGUGUAAAUUACUGUGGUCAGGUAGUGUGCAGCAGUCAGAUGAUGAAAAAAAGAGUUUGUGGAAAACAUUAACGGAGAGGUUUUCCUCCAAGUCGUCAGAGGACGUUCCAGAGAAAACUCCUGAAAAAUAAUAUUUUAUGCACUUUUUUUUCAUUCGCAUGGAAAUAAAGAUUGCUGUCUUUGCUGUUUAUUUUGAAUUACAUUUUAAGUCUCUGUACAUAUUAACAGUAUGUCAAAGCUCUUUAAUCAAACAAUUUCAAUGGUAAAAUAUUAAUGUGGAUUUUAAAAUGUACUGUUUUACAAAUGAACUGGCUAAAAAAAAAAAAAAAAAAAAGGCACAUUUUCCCCACAUGUUCUGGAGAUUUUGUCAUCUGUCAAUUAAACCAAGCUUGAACGUUUUGCCCAAAAUUCCAAAAUGGGUUUAAUCAGAGGCACUUUAAAGGCACUGUGUCAGGUUUGCGCUGACUCAGAUUUAACAAGAGGUUUCACUGUUAUUAGUUAAUUUUGAACACAGCUACAUCCCAUUUGCAAUAUGGUGCGCACACUCGUGGACCCACAUUAUUUCAGUUAUUUACUUUCCCUCUCUUUUUUUGUUGGGUUGUACCGGUUAUAUAUAGGUCACAAUGGUGGAGAAACCUUGCUAAACUUGAUUUCUCUAAACUUGAUUAAAAAUGAUUAAACACAAAACUGGCAUUUGAACAGGGUUGAGUAGACCUUUUAUACACACUAUGCUACAAUGAGAGCUAAUUUACAUAAGAAAUGUAUUUCACAUGCUAUAACAAAGAACGUUGCUGUGUAUGUUUGUAAGACUGUUUUAUACAACUCUUCUUUGCACUAAGUGAUCUAAAGUUAACGUUUGGAAAAUCAAUUGACGAAGCUUUGAUUAUCAUGAAUCAUUUUAUUCAUAUAUGCAAAGAUGGCACUGUUAAAACAAAAAAACAUUUUUUUUUUUUUUUUUUUUUUAAACACACCAAACAAUUUAGAAAAUCUGCUUUAAACUUGACGCAUAACAUAUUUCAGUACCGUCUUUGAUUCCUGCUGCAUAUUUGGAAGAACUUCAAAUGUGAGGUUUCAUGAAAUGUGAUUAAGCAUUGUCAUCCAAGAAGCGCACUGUCAAAUAUUUAUGAUUACAUUAGGAAAUGAUGAAGCAAAAUCUGUGUUGUAGAGACCUGUAAAAAGACUGCCGGUAAAUAUAAAUAAAGCAAUUCAAAAGUGUCA
Molecule: messenger RNA, 1547 nt
Organism: Phycodurus eques (leafy seadragon)
Lineage: Eukaryota; Metazoa; Chordata; Actinopteri; Syngnathiformes; Syngnathidae
Product: ubiquinol-cytochrome-c reductase complex assembly factor 2
Exons: 4
Coding region: 71-460 (129 amino acids)
Biological process (GO): mitochondrial respiratory chain complex III assembly
Cellular component (GO): mitochondrial matrix
Source: RefSeq, a predicted model, not a curated record